Molecule: messenger RNA, 1843 nt
Organism: Mauremys mutica (yellowpond turtle)
Lineage: Eukaryota; Metazoa; Chordata; Testudines; Geoemydidae
Gene: DMRT1
Product: doublesex and mab-3 related transcription factor 1
Exons: 5
Coding region: 271-1386 (371 amino acids)
Biological process (GO): sex differentiation; regulation of transcription by RNA polymerase II
Cellular component (GO): nucleus
Molecular function (GO): RNA polymerase II cis-regulatory region sequence-specific DNA binding; DNA-binding transcription factor activity, RNA polymerase II-specific
Source: RefSeq, a predicted model, not a curated record
ACUCAGCCAGCACAGGGGGCAGGGGCUGGUGUGGUCAGUGUUACUCUCUCUGCUGCUGCUGCUGCUGCUGCAACCGCAGCUUCCAACUGGGCAAAGGGUGGGGGCAGCUCUCUUAUUUGGGUCUCAUCGCAGCGACUCCUUCCGUUGCUGCGGGAAUUGGCUAAUGCUUGUUAGCCGAACCUCUCUUCUCCCAGCCACUCCCUACCCCCCGAAGCAUUAACUCCUUCCCCCGUCCCCCAAUUGUGCAGGCGAACCAACCGGUUAGAGACGAUGCCCAAUGACUCAUUCAACAAGCCCUCCGCUUCUUCGGACCAUCAUGUCCAGGGGGGUAAGAUGUGCAGCUUUGGGAAAGCCGCCGUUCUGAUGGCUGCUACUACUCCUGCCGCAGGUGGAGGUGGUGCCGGGGUCUUAGGUCAAGCCGCCGCCGCCACCGCCGCCUCGGGAAAGAAGUCUCCCCGUCUCCCUAAGUGUGCCCGGUGCAGGAACCACGGCUACUCCUCGCCGCUGAAAGGGCACAAGCGGUUCUGCAUGUGGAGGGACUGUCAGUGUAAAAAAUGCAGCCUCAUCGCAGAGCGGCAGCGGGUGAUGGCUGCGCAGGUGGCAUUGAGAAGGCAGCAGGCCCAAGAAGAAGAGCUGGGGAUCAGCCAUCCCAUCCCUCUGCCCAGUGCCCCAGAGCUCUUUGUUAAGAAGGAAAACAAUGGUGGCAGCUCCUGUUUAUUGUUGGAAAGCAACAGCCCAACACAUUCAACAAACACAGCAACUACAGCAUCCACCACCCCAUCAGAGGGACGGAUGCUCAUUCAGGACAUUCCUUCCAUCACCAGCAGAGGGCAUCUGGAGAGCGCAUCUGACUUGGUUGUGGACUCCACCUACUACAGCAGUUUUUAUCAGCCAUCCCUGUAUCCUUACUACAACAACCUUUACAACUACUCCCAGUACCAGAUGGCAGUGGCCAGUGAAUCCUCCUCUAGCGAUAUGGGGGGCACACUAGUAGGGUCCCCUGUGAAAAACAGCCUGCGAAGCCUCCCAGCCACAUAUAUGUCAAGCCAAUCAGGAAACCAAUGGCAGAUGAAAAGCACAGAGAGCCGACAUGCCAUGAGCUCCCAGUACAGGAUGCACUCGUACUACCCUCCUGCCUCCUACCUGGGCCAGAGUGUUAGCACGCCUGCUUGUGUUCCGCAGAUCUUCACUUUCGAGGACAGCCCCUCGUACUCAGAGUCUAAAGCAAGCGUAUUUUCACCACCCAGCAGUCAAGAUUCUGGCUUAAUUUCCCUUUCCAGCAGCUCUCCUAUCAGCAAUGAAAGCACCAAAGGAGUACUGGAGUGUGAGUCUGCCUCUGAGUCUGGCACCUUCACUGUUAAUUCUGUUAUAGAAGAUGGCGAAUAAGCAAAAUUCAGCCCCACAUCUCUACUUUAUUCAGGAGAUCAAGUGCAUUCUGUUAUAAUGUUGUUUGUUUGCCUGUUUUGCAUUGACUGAUGCUGAAGUAACCAUUGAAAAAAAUGUUUGGUUUAUUCUUUUCAGACUUGUAUUAUAAUUACCAAAGCUUACAUUCCUAUAACAGUUUAGGGACCAUAGCUUCACAGACUGCAAUGCAGGUUAGGUAUUUUUUGCUCAGUGUUAAUGCAGUAAUUCUCUUUAUUAAAUUUACACUCAGUAAACUACUCUUUACUAAAGUCCUGGAUUGUGGCAUGAAUAAAAUAUAAUCAAAGUUAAGAUGAAAUGUUAGACCCUUUGAGGGGUUUGGUUCCAGUUUGCAUACACAAGAAUGCUAUAAUGUAAAACAGGUCAGGUAAAUCCCUAACCAGUGGCUGAAAGCAAGAUGAAUAGACACAGCUCUUUUUUU